Ceratitis capitata (Mediterranean fruit fly) is the source of this 4824-nucleotide messenger RNA. RefSeq names its product calcium-binding mitochondrial carrier protein SCaMC-3 (gene SCaMC). The coding region runs from base 1504 to 3336 and encodes 610 amino acids. Lineage: Eukaryota; Metazoa; Arthropoda; Insecta; Diptera; Tephritidae. Gene Ontology annotation, molecular function: calcium ion binding; ATP transmembrane transporter activity. Gene Ontology annotation, cellular component: mitochondrial inner membrane. The transcript is spliced from 10 exons. The record is from RefSeq and is a predicted model, not a curated record. Gene Ontology annotation, biological process: transmembrane transport.
AUAUAUUUAAAUGAGUUAUCUCGUGUCUCGUGCAUUUCUAUCUAAUAUAUAAAUAUGUUUAGCUGCGAUCAUGAAUGCCUAAGUAGAAAAGUGUGUUUGUACAAUUAUUUGCACGUACGCAUAAAUUUGAAUUCACCCUGAAAAUAAGUGACAGAGUGGCGAGCGUCGUCUGCAUUUGUUUAAAGCACAUACAUACUCAUUAAUUUAAUUGUACAGAAAGCUUUGUGGAGCUAGUGAAAGUUUUCAAACAAAAUUCCAGAGCGUGUUUGAUGAAAGAAGGUCAUUAUUUGUGUUCCGGAUUAUAGAGACGUGAAAGUUUGUUGUUUGUGUGAUAAAAAAAUGCUGCCCUUUUCCUAUUAAUAUGGGUUAUGUGCAAAUGUACAAGCUACUGCCUUUUCAUUUUCAAAGCCAUUAAAUGAAAAUUUACACUGCGUUUGUAGAGAUUAAACGGCGAAAGCUCUGAUAAAUAUAAAAUUUGUAUUACUGAACUCUUAUCAUGAGUCGUUUUUAAUUUAAAUUGGUUUGAAUGAAUCGAUUCUUUAUUUCUAUUACACAUAAUUUCUCAUUCCAGCUCUCCUGGAUAGUGGUACAAUUUAGUAAAUUUUACAAAACAUGUUUGGCAAAAUGAACGAAAAUCCUCCGCUACCUUUUUUUCUACUCAUCUGGCAGCCUUUCGAUAGAAAUACUCAUAUGUUAUCGAAACAACGUCUGUAUAAUAAUCAGCUGUUGGCUUUUCUCAAAUUCAAUGCUAUGUACAUAAAUAUAUAUGUACAUGGCUACAUAUCAUUGUCAUAUUUGUGCAAAUGUGCCGUGGAUAAAAUUUACCUGCGGUUUGGGCUGAUUUUACAUACAUUAUUCAAUAUCAAGAAGGCCAAUGACUAGAAAUUCAUUCGUUAAGUGAAAAUUCAGCCGAAAAGUUCUAAUUGGGUUAUACUUAUUUUGAUAAAAUUAACAUAAUUUUUCAAUUCGGUUAUAUACUAAUAUGCUUUCACCGCGAUAGCUUCACAUACACGCUUGCAAUUUAUCCAAUUACGCUCAGACACUGUGCUACAGCUUUUUGAUCAUUUUCACUUGAUGAGCUCAUGUUCAAUAGUGGCAGAAAACAAGAAAAAUUAAAGGGAAAAAAUGGCCAAGAAAACCUAAGAUGUGGGAAUGAAAAAAAUUAUGCUAUUGUACUACAAUUGCAAGGGACAUGAAUUGAUUUUUUGUUAUGCUAUGAAUCAACUUUGUCUAGUAUAGAAGAACGUGCACGAGUGCGAAAUAUUUGCGAAAAGCAAAAUUGACAAAAUUUCUUCAUAAAAAUAUUUGAAUGCUAUGCUUAAUUGAAAAGCAUACAAUUUGGCGGAGACGACGGCAUAAACAAACCUUGGCUACGUACGGUGUUUAUUUUAUUUGAAUAAAAAAAAUAUUAAUACAACAAAUAUAAUUUCGAUAAUCAAUCAAAAAAUCACGGGUUAAAUUUAUUGGAAAGUAUCAAAUUUCAUAAUUGGAUUUGUAACUAUAAUGGUGGAUAAAGACGAAGAGAAGAAUAUUGUAACGAACAAUAUAGCACAGAAACAGGAAGUGAAUAAGAAUACGCUGAAAUCUCUUAACGUAAACGCAGCCACGUUACAAAACACUUCAAAUGCAGCAACAGCAUCAUCAGCAGCGGCGGCAGCAGCAGCAAGCGGAGACAGCUCCAAUCAAAAUGCAGCGAAUCAAACACAUUUGGUAGGCAGUCAUAACCAUCCAAAAUUGAUACCCAUACAGAGUGUACUAAACACCACCGACUCACACCAUCAGAAUACUACCACAUCGAGUCAUCAUCAAAUUAAAGGCCAUGAAAAUACGACAUCAGCAUUUCCCCAAUUUCUUGCACCUGGCGGUAAUGUCCAUACACAAGUGGCUACAGAGUUGCCACACGAAGACGAGGAACGCUUGGAGAAUCUUUUCAAACGUUUAGAUAGGGAUGGAAAUGGCCGUAUUGAUAUACACGAUUUAUCGGAGGCACUACGUGAAUUUGGUCUAUCAAGCGUUUACGCUGAGAAAUUCCUGGAGCAAUCCGCUAUAAAUCAAACUGGCGAUGUUGGGCUAGCAGAAUUCGUUUUCUAUGUGCGUGAACAUGAAAAAAAUUUACGUUUGCAGUUCUCACAUUUGGAUAAAAAUAAGGAUGGUAAAGUCGAUUUGGAAGAGCUCAUAGACGCUUUCAAAGAUUUGGGUCUCGAAGUUGAUCAUGAAGAAGCGAAAAAUCUUUUAGCGCGGAUAAAAUAUGAGAAAAUCUCAGUUUUAAGUAUGGAUCAAGAUGGCAGUCUAAAUAUAAGCUUUAAUGAAUGGCGUGAUUUCUUGUUAUUGGCACCCUCAACUGAUAUUCACGAUUUGAUAAAAUUUUGGCGGCAUUCUACUUACCUUGACAUUGGUGAAGAUUUAAAUGUACCUGAUGAUUUCACGCAAAGUGAAAUGCAGACCGGCAUGUGGUGGCGUCACUUAGCGGCUGGUGGUAUUGCAGGUGCAGUGUCACGUACAUGUACAGCACCGUUAGAUAGGAUAAAAGUGUUCUUGCAGGUUCAAACACAUAAAGCCGGAAUCUCUGAUAGUUUAAGAUAUAUGCUAAACGAAGGUGGCUUGCGUAGUAUGUGGCGUGGCAAUGGUAUAAAUGUUUUGAAAAUUGCACCCGAAUCGGCAAUUAAAUUUGCUGCCUAUGAGAAAAUUAAGCGUCUCAUACGCGGCGAUGAGAAGCGACAAAUGACGAUUGGUGAACGUUUUAUGGCUGGUGCAGCGGCUGGUGGUAUCUCACAGACGGCCAUCUAUCCAAUGGAAGUAUUAAAGACACGCUUAGCGUUGCGCAAAACCGGUCAAUAUAAGGGUAUAUUGGAUGCAGCGAAAAAAAUCUAUCUAAUGGAGGGUGUACGUAGCUUUUAUCGUGGUUACAUUCCGAAUAUGUUGGGCAUUAUUCCUUAUGCUGGCAUCGAUUUGGCAGUUUAUGAAACAUUAAAGAAAAAGUAUCUUAGUAGUCAUAAUACGGAACAGCCAAGCUUUCUGGUGCUGUUGGCAUGUGGCAGUGCGUCGAGUACGUUGGGACAGGUGUGCUCCUAUCCAUUGGCAUUGGUGCGAACGCGGCUGCAAGCGCAAGUCAUCACCAAAAGUAAACAACCCAGUGUUGGUAUACCCUUGCGGCAAGCGGGCGCUAUUAGCGAUGACAACAUGUUCGGCGUAUUUCGCAAAAUCCUACACAAUGAAGGCAUAUGCGGUUUAUAUCGUGGCAUAACACCAAACUUUAUAAAAGUGCUUCCCGCUGUCUCUAUCAGUUAUGUGGUUUAUGAAUAUUCAAGUCGUGCUUUGGGUGUGAAUAUGACGUGAUCCCUUUACAUUAAGAUCAAUGUUAACAUUUUAAUAAAAAUGGUCUUUGUUACAAAUACACACGCAUACACUAUAAAACAACAAUGGCGCUCAGAUGCAUAUUGAUACUUUUUAUGGUAUAUAGACAUACAUAAAUAUAUGUGAAUUGAAUAUUGCUCUAGCACUUUGUAGUAUGUACUACUGUUGUACUUUUACUCCCAGUCUCUGCCUAUUGAUUAAACAAACAAACAACAAAAAAAAAACGGAAAAAAUGCUACAUACAUUUGUAUAAUUCAAAUAUAUAUAUAUAUAUAAAUAAUUUUUCUCUGAUAGUAAUAUUGUAGUGAUAAUUUAGCAAAGAUGCUCCGCGUGAUACUAAUUGCUAAUUACAUACAUAAAUAAAUAAUGAAAAAAUUACAAACUACGAAAGCAAAAAAUAAAUAUAUAUAAAAAUGGAACACAGAAUUUGAAAAGGGAAGAAUGAAAAAUGGCGUUGCAGUAGAGGAAGCAGAUGGAAAUUAAAAAAAAAACUGUAGAAUGAUGAGAGUCGUUGACUUAAAACAUAUAUAAUUUAGUUUAUAUAAACGUACUGUGUAAUAUGUAUAAUAGAACUUGAUAGGAUUAUAUAUGUAUAUGUAUGUAUGUACUAUACGCAUAUGUAAUACUAAAUAUUUAUUUCUAAACUAUUUUUUACGCAAACAAACGAAUACACAUGCAAAGAGAGUAGACACGCAUUGACGUAUUGAAACGAAUGUAUGUAUGUAUAUUAUAGAUUCUAAUUUAUUAUUUAUUUAGUUAAAUGAAAAAAUUUGGCGCAUGUAAGUGAAAAUGUUUAGGUAUAUAUCUACUAUAUUAUAUGUAUGCAGUAUGUAUGUUAUUGUAUAAACCGUUUUAAAUAAACUGUACGAGGAGAGAAUGCAUUUGCAGUACUUUUUUCGUUUAAAUAUACCCUUCUCUGUUUGCCAAUUUAAUUUCAAGAAAGAAAAAAAAAAGAAAUACAAAAAUAAAAAAGAAUGAUGUGACAUAUUUAGGCAACCAUUUAUGCUUUAAACUUUCUAUAUAUGAAAAGUACUACUUCUAAAUAAAUAUAUAUACAUAUAUAUAUAUAUAUAUGGUCAGUAAUAAACAUUAAUAAACACAGUUACUUACUUUUUAAUGAUUAUUUAUGUAUAUCUAUUUAGCUCUUUUUACCUUAAAUGUAUGUACUGUGACUGCUUUGAAAGCAAUUACAUAUAUCGACAUUCACAAGCAUAUAUUAAAAGAAAUCUUAAAGAUUCAAUAUAAAAUUCUGACUCUAAUAAAACAACUUCUUUAGCAUUACAACAAAUUAGAUAUUUAAAAAUACAAAUAUUAAAAUUAUAACCUACAUGAAUAUAACAUGCAUACUUUUUGAGGCUGCAAACUAAACAUACAUACAUACAAACAUACAUAAACAUCGCAAUAAGUCGUAACUUCUUAACAUAAAGAACUGAAAGAAAGAUAAUUAAGUUUUAAGUCAAAUAGUAAAAA